Messenger RNA from Lepidothrix coronata (blue-crowned manakin), 3135 nucleotides. It is a transcript of the gene LRWD1, whose product is annotated as leucine rich repeats and WD repeat domain containing 1. Bases 642 to 2894 code for a protein of 750 amino acids. Gene Ontology annotation, molecular function: chromatin binding; protein binding. The transcript has 16 exons. Gene Ontology annotation, biological process: chromatin organization; establishment of protein localization to chromatin. The record is from RefSeq and is a predicted model, not a curated record. Lineage: Eukaryota; Metazoa; Chordata; Aves; Passeriformes; Pipridae. Gene Ontology annotation, cellular component: nuclear origin of replication recognition complex.
GGCUCUCGGUGACAGCUCUGUCGCUUGAAGGAUCAAAUCCCAAACAUCUGCUGUUCAAAACUGUUUUUCCGUUCGGCCUUUUUGUGCUGGUAUAAAAUGUUCCAUACCUGAAGGACUGUCCUUACGUACAGGUGUUAACAAAGCAGUGCCUUGUUGCCCAUCACACAACAUUCCAGGUGCUGUAGGUGUGUGGUGGUGCUGAAAUGAAGCCCAAGGACUGCUCAGUGCCCCCUGUGACAGCUCAGUGCCCCCUGUGUUCCCCAGGAUGUGCUGGAAUGGCAUUUAGGCAGCUCUGAUUUAACACAGAAAGACAGGAGCAAGCCUGGCCUUGGAGCUUUGUUAGCUUUUAUUUCCCUCCCUUGGAAUCUGUGUCAGGAAGAGUGGUAAACCCUGAACCAGUAAUUUCAUGAAGCUCCUUUGGACUUGUCAGUGUUGUUAUUCUAAAUAUCAGCGUAUCCCUGUGUGUGCAUGUCCUAUCCCAUCCACAGCAAUGCAUGGAAACAUCUGUUAAUUACCAACAACACACAGAAUGCUGUUGAUAUUUUUCUUCCUUGCUGAGGAAAUAAUGUUAUUAAUGGGUUACAAGAAGAGAUCCUCCAGCUGACUCAUUACUCAUUCCGGGAGAGGGGUGGAGGUUAAAAAUGUCAAAAAUCACUACAGAACUUCUUUUGGAAAGAGCAGUUCCAAGAUCUACGAGGCUCCGGAAGAUCGAGACGCUGAACCUGUCCAAGCUGCAGUUGAAGACUGGAGAUUUAGACCCGCGGUUGUUUUCCCGGCUGAGGCACCUGCAGAAACUAGAUCUCUCUGAUAAUUUACUGGACAAAUUUCCCAACAGCCUAACCCUGCCUGACCUGCGUGUCCUAAACUGCAACAAUAACCAGCUGGAAGAUGUAACUGCUCUGAAACAGUUCCCUCUGCUCGAGGAGCUGACCUACGAGAACAAUGUGUACUUGACACUCAACGAUGACUAUAAAGUAAUGUUUCUUCUGGAAAAUCUUCGGCUGCUCAAUGGCAAGGACAUAACCAAACUGGCCAAUCACGUGAGGCACGUCCAUAGCCGUAAGCUCACCAGCAAGGUUACUGCUCACUGGGAAAAAUUCUUCCGUGACCAACUUCCUGAGAAAUACACAGCUGAGCAGGUGAAGUCCAUCAGGAAGAAGUUCCUGAAGUCAGUACAAACCAAUGUAGUGUAUGGACCCAGCUCCCUCAGUGAAUUCACCCGCUGGCGGGUGAAAAUGAUUGCAGAAGAGUUUCUGUCAUACUCACUGGGUCUGGAGCUAAACUCAGAUACUGAAUCAGAGGAAAAGGCAGAUGAGAAUGAGGAAGAAAGUACAGAAAGCCCUAGAGAAGCUGCAGAGGACGUGGCUCAGGUCACAGUAACACCCAGCAAGAGGAAAAGAAACCAUUCAAAGUCAGGCGCUGGAAACAAGAGGUCCAAGUCCCAGGCAAACACCGAGGAGGAGGCUGUAGUUAAUCCCAGAAAGUCCAGCCAUGUGCAGGAUGACCCAGCUCCUGAUAAACCAAGAACAUCAAACCAGCCAGCCAAGGAGACAACCCCUGAGCAGGGAGCUGAAGGGACACAGAAGAAUGGAGAGCAGUUUCCCAAGGGGCAAAGCAACAGAAGAUCCAGCCAGAUGACAGGGGAACAGAAAAGCCAGGAGCAGGACAAUGGAGUUGUUACUUUGACUCCAGUGAAGAACUCCAAGCGAAAGGAGGAUGUCAGUGCAGAGCCAUUGCAUUUUCUUCAGUGUCACAGUAAAGGCAACAGCCGCGAGGAUUUUAAAACGCAGCUCUGGUCCUGUGUCUUCGAGCCAGUGCUAGACUCUGGAGCCAGGAAAGAUCCCAUUGUGAGCUCCUCCAGAACCGUGGCAACCUGUGGAGGGGAAUCUGUUUGUCUGAUUGAUUGUGAGACAGGGACAGUGCUGAAAAAGUAUAAGGUGGCUACAGAGGAGUUCUUCAGCGUUGCAUGGACAACCCUCACAAUGGUGAUCAGCGACAGUCGGAAGAAAGCUCACAAUAUCUUGGCAGCUGCUGGGAGGAGAGGGAUUGUCAAACUGAUCCAUGUGGCAGCUGACUUCUGCUACGGAGAGAUAAAGGCUCACAAGAAGCCCAUUGCUACUGUCUGCUUCAGCCCAACCCAAGAGACCCACCUCUUCACUGCAUCCUAUGACAAGCGAAUUGCACUCUGGGAUAUUGGGAUUCCAGACUGUGACUACAAUUUCAAAGCAAGCCAGCUGCUGGUGCUGGAAGCAGCCUCUAUUCCCUUACGGAUUGCCCUGGUGCCCACCUGCCCGGAGCAGUACCUGCUGGCAGGCUGUGAAAGUGGCUGCUUUGCCUGGAACAUAAAACUGGAUAAAGGAGAAAAAAGCAGGCCUUUUGAAGCCAUAUUCCAGUUUCCUGAUGAUGAAAGCAUGACAACAUCUCACAGGGUCGAUGGUCUGGCUUUUCUGAAUGACGAUGUCGUUGUUUCCAAGAGCUCCAAACCAGGAUGCAUUUACCUGUGGAGCUGGAGCCGGUCCUUUGACGCCAAGGGGAAGGGAUGCCAGCGGACAGUGUCUGCAGUUAUCCUGGCUGAGCUGGAGUGGUCCACGACAGACAUGUCCUACCUGACACUCAGCACCUGCCCAGCAAAAGGCUAUGUGUUCUGUGGUGAUGAGAAGGGCAGCGUGUGGAUGUACAACCUCUCCAGCUACACCACGGCCUGGGGCUCUCCAAAGGGAAAGCGCUCGGAGCGGAGGAUCUCUCCUGCACAGAUCCUCCAGUGGCCGGAGCUCCGCGUGAACGGGGAGCAGCCCCCCGAGAUCCUGGUGAACAACGUGGUGUCAGACCCUGCCUUCACCUACCUUGUUGUCCUGACCAGUGUGAACAUAACAGCCAUCUGGAAGAAGUCAUAGUCCCCUGUGCCAGUCUCGCCCCCGUGAUUUGAACUAGUGCAGUAUUAGUGACUGUUACCCAUGUGCCCAUGAACGUUUUCUAGACCAGCCAUGAUGUGCAAGAUUAAACGAAAUAACAAAGGUAAGGGUUUGUUAAACUCAUUGAAUCGUUGUAAACAUCCGGUUUCUUUUACUGUAAGUUUUCACAAUUUGUGCAUUUGUUUUAUAGAAAUGGCACUUAAUAAAACAAAAUACCAGUUCA